Molecule: messenger RNA, 669 nt
Organism: Striga hermonthica
Lineage: Eukaryota; Viridiplantae; Streptophyta; Magnoliopsida; Lamiales; Orobanchaceae
Source: the annotation of a GenBank genome assembly
AUGACCCGGAGAUCCGCCGCCUGCUUGCGGUGUUGCUUGGUGAUCUUUGCGGUGGUCUCUGCGCUCUGUGUGUCUGGGCCCGCUCUCUACUUCAAGCUCAACAAGCGCUUUAAAUUGAAAGGGGUUUCGGCUUCUUGUCCUCCGUGCAACUGCAAAUGCGCUCCUCCGCAAUCCCUUUUUCAGAUUGUUCCUGGUUUGGCUAAUCUUACUGUUACAGAUUGCGGGAAAGAUGACCCAGACGUAAAGGAAGAAAUGGAGAAGCAGAUUGUAGACUUAUUAUCAGAAGAGCUAAAGCUGCAAGAAACAGUUAGCGGAGAGCACUCCCAGCACAUGAACAUCACUUUAGGAGAAGCCAAGAGAUUGGCUUCCCAAUACCAAAAAGAGGCUGAGAAAUGCAAUGCCGCCACUGAAACGUGUGAGGGCGCCAGAGAAAAGUCGGUGGUGCUGCUGACUCGAGAGAAGAAGAUAACGGCACUGUGGGAAAAGAGGGCCCGACUACUUGGCUGGGAAGAUUCCAAAAACUUAUUCAUAACUGGCUCUGUUCCUGUGGGAAUUCCUGCAAAAACCACUCGUGCACUUAGGAGACACUUGUACUUCGAUCCUGGAUGGUCGUGUGGCGCGUUCCCAUUGGUCGAACCCAUUGUACCGACCUCAUCAGCUGCAGCAUAA